Messenger RNA from Clunio marinus, 213 nucleotides. The record is from the annotation of a GenBank genome assembly. NCBI's taxonomy places the organism in Eukaryota, Metazoa, Arthropoda, Insecta, Diptera, Chironomidae.
AUGAUGUCGAAAGUUGGUGAAAAGGCACAGAAAUCAAAUACAAAUGAAAUUGCUAUUGGAGAAAAUGUUAUCAAAACUUAUGCUGUUAAGGUUGAAAUGUCUGACGUCACGCAAUUUCUCUCUUUUCUUGGAUUAAAGGAAAUAAAAGUGAAUAAGAAAACUUUUAAUGAUUUCAUUAUGAUCUCAAAUCAUGACACAUUAAGCGAUCUUUAA